AUGGGAGAGGUGCUGGCAGAGCUCGAGCGGGUGCUGCGCUCAGAUCCCAAGGUGUGAUGAUGGUUGAAUCCAGAGAUUUCCAUCUUUCCUUCGCUGUUUUUUUUUCCCGUCUGUUUUUUACUCUGAAUUCGUCCCGAAUUCCUCUCUCCCGCUUGCUAUUUGGGAUUGCGAUCUUCAAGGCCCCUUCUGGGCUUCUGGUUGCUGGAGGCCAUCUUCCGCCGUCAGCCAGAGUUUCUGACCACCCGUCUCUUUGCAGGAGACGAUAACGUUGGAUGAGGAGCUUGUGCUGCAGAAAUGCAAGACGAGGGCGGUCAACACUUUCCUCACUAGUGCUGGUAUCUCGUCGGCGCUGGUGUGGGGAGGUAAUCUAUCUUCUCAGAUGUGAAAAUUUCCUAUGUUUGCCUUCUGCGUCCUGUUUAGCCUGGUUUCGCCAGACUGCUGACUCGUGUACAGGAAGAUCUCUGAUCUGCCUGUCUUCCGUUACUAUGCUCAUAAAGCUUGCUUUUUCAAUUUUGUGAGAUUUUCUUUUUUAUUUCGUUGCAAUUUAUAGAGGCAGGUUAGCGGAUGACAUGGAAGACACGGAAACAUUAUUGUCCUGUUUAGCAAAUAUGCAAGUCUACCAGAAUGAGGGUCUCUUAUCUGGUCUUAGUUGUCUUAUAUGUUGGAGAAAUUCUGUAGAGAGUAACAGUGAUAUUCGAAUUCUCGAUUAGUAUAAAGGACGACAGUCGUCUAUUACUGAUGGUCUGAUGGACAGACGGUUCUUGGGUGAGGAUUUUGUUCUGAGUCUGGCAGGCAUUCAUGUUUUCUUAAAGAAAUGGGAUGAUAUGGGUUGGAGGAAUGUUUCCCAAGUAACUCUAGAUGUACCUAAGAAGAGCAUGAUGGCCUGCUUGAGUUUUUGGCUCUCUUUGAUUCAAAAGUAAUCGUUUAAACCUCAACUUUUCUUGGCAGUUCCUUCUCCCCUAUUAUUUUUUCUCAUAUUUUGUGAAAGGAAAAAUAACUUAUAUUUUUUCUAUCUACUUUAUGUUUGUCCAGCAAAGGGUUCACUGUUGUGAUACUCUAUGCUGUAGUUAUUAGCAUUCUCAGAUGUACGAAAUGAAAAGUAUUUUCAGCUAUUUUCCACGUGGUUAAGAGGAUUUCUUAAUGGAAAUUGAAUAAUUAUAUGGAUAAUGUAGACUAUCAAGUGACCCAAGGAAAAAAAUUUCAAGUUAUCUUUAGCAACCCUUUGAUCUGAGACCCUGGCUGCUGGAGAAAUUCACUUUUUGGGUCUAAUAUAUCUUCUCUUUCCGGUGUCUGCUAUGUUGGACGUGCCCCACUGAAGCUGGGAGUCCAUAAAUACAAAAGCAAUAAGAUUCAUCAUAGGCACGUGCUAAUCGUUAAUUCGAACGUAAAUCAUUUCAACCAAGGGGUAUUCCCUUUUUUGAACGGUUUUUGAAUUCCAUAUUUCUGAACCAUAUAAGAUUUCAAGGUCCAAAAGUGUAACUUAAGGUUUUAAUGUGUAGUUAGCCAGACAAUGAGUACUAAAAGCAACGAAUUCUUUUUUCCUUAUUGUAGCCCAUCUCUUCUAGUCUAAUCUUACUUACAUAAUCCUACUUAAAAGUUAUCUACUACUUCCUCUUCCUUUUUUUAAAGCGUGGUUGUAGAGUAUUCACAAGGGGUGGAACCUUUUUAACCCCUCGAUUCAGGUGGAAUCCUCUUGUGUAAUUUUCAACCUCUCGCUAAUAUCUCUAUGUAACUUAAUAUCAAUAUCAGUUCAGCCUUUGCAAUUCUGUUGACCUACAGCACGAAUUACUCUGGAAAAUUUUAUCUGAUUUGGCAAAAUGCUUAAUAAAUCUUUUACUUAUUAAAAUACACGUGGACAUCUUUCUGAAGUCUGUAAGCAGUUUAACAAUCGGCUGAGAUGACCAACACUAAUCUAUCAUAUUAAUAACGUUUAGUAGCAUUUCCCACAUUACGACCUUUUCCCCACAAUAUGAACUUUUCUUGCUUGCGAUAAGCACUUGUGCUUUUAUUAUUGUUUCUUAUGAGAUGAAAAUAUUUUGUAUCAUUAGUUUCAUGCGGUUUUUGGUGGGGAAUGCUUGUUGAUUGGUAACUAUUUGCUUUUCCCUUUUGAAUUAUUCUUUUUUUAUAGGUUUUAAUUGAAAGAUAUGACCUUCAAAUUGCCGUGUUUCUUUAUAUAACAUUUACAGCUACGAAGAAGCGAUUUGGUACACUAUCAAGGACUAGCUUUUCUAUUGGUAAGUUGAGAUGUAUGGUUCCCCAUAUAUCAGAAAUAGAAAGAUAUAACUUGGUCAUUAUACUUGGGAGUUUUUUGUGGAGAAAAAUUUGUUUUCACUCGUACAGAGUCUGUAUUGUAGUUAAAUCUUAAAUGAGAUACUUGAAACCAGCGUCACAGCAUAUAAGUUUUAGAAUUUUUUCUCACGUUGGGUUUGUUUAUUGAUGGUGUCAAGUAUUUAUUUACCAUUAAUUCACUCCAAGCCAGUAAACGAAACCCCCCCCCUUCAACACACACCCCCACACCCACAGACGCACAGACACACACGCCCAUCCUACAACUAGAAAAGGAAAAAAAACGACAACUAUUUGAAAAUAAGUUCACGUUGAGCUGUAGAUUAAGUUAUUUAGAUCGAUAUAUGAAGAAACGUACCUGUUCUGCUUGGUGAGGAGGCCUGGGAGUCGAACAUUAAACCAGUAGUGGAAUUGGAGUGAACAGUGGCCCAGCUAACGUUCCAAGAUCCAAGAUGUUGGCCAUAGUAAGACCAAGGAUACAAAUAUAUUAGUGUCUGGAACCAAGUAUAGGAAUAUAUUAAAAUUUAAAAUCUAUUCAACAUUUUUUUGAAUAAAAAAGGAGUUGAUUCAAAACUAGCACGAUUAUCUGGAAUGAACUUUCAUCUAAUAUUAAAGUAGACUUCACCUCAAGUGACGUCAUCCCUCAAUUAGAUUUUCAUGGCAUCAUUUUAUGACAGUUAACUAACAAUAUCUCUUCAUAAAAGAGAUAUAUUAACACUGACUCCAAUCAGUGGGAGGAUCCCAAUUCAGAAAAACUAACCAACAAAUCGACAAAAAAUAUUUCAAAAAUGUUAGUUGAACUCGAUCAAGAACAAAGGAUAAUAAGUUAGUUUUUAGAUUAAAACGUAUGGAAAGAAAUGAUACGACACAUUCUCAAGAAGGCUUUUAGAUUUAAGGCUCAUGAUAGUGGCAUUCAACUUCCUGUGUUGUUUCUUUUGGAGUACUUUGAUCUUUCCAUUCACUUACAACAAUUUAACAAACCAAUUGACCAGGCAGGUGCUGCGCUUUUCAUGGGCGGGUGGACAUUUGAUAAGUCCCUGAAUUCCUCUGUUCAGAGCAUUCUUGCAGCUCAUGGAACUCGCAUGCAGAGGGAGGUUACAAGGAUGUAAGUGAUGUUCGAGCACAGUUUAGUCCAAUAUUCAUGAAUAAUAUCCUAUUUAAAAGUUGUUGCUUCAGAUCUUUCUGUAUGCAUCAUUUAUGUUUACCAGAUUCCAUAAGGAGGAAUAAACUUAAUUGCAGCGUCAUGUCCAAGAAUUUACAAAACCCUGGGUCCCCCAUCAGCAAAAUUUUCUACCCAGAGCAUGUUUACGAUGAUUCAAGCCGAGAAAAGCCCUUGGUAAGGUGGCGGGCGAGGAACUUCUAUCAAGAUGGUCUCGUUGCUGAUUCUCUUGAAGAUGAUACCUCUCCCAAUAAACUGCCCUCUGGUUCAGAACCCACAGGACCAUCUGUGAGUACACAUCCUUUUAUAUUAUCGUAUAACAAAAAGAUGAGAUGGUAACAAUGGUUGUAGAAAUUUAUAAAAUAUGGGAAGCUUUUACUCUUGCGCGGCUCUUCUUCUGUGACCCUAUUAGAAACCCGCUGGUCUGUGUUGGAAUCCUAGCAAUAAUCCACAUUGUUUGAAAUUCCCAGAGGAGCGUGGUUAAUCGCUCUGAUUAAAAACGCUCUGUUCAAAGUCGGAUCUUAGCAAUAAUCUACGUUGCUUGAGACACCCACAGGAACCCAAGUGGUGAUCUGAUUGAAAAAUCUCUAGUGGAAGCUGCUAUCAUUUUGAGCUCUUAUUAAUCAUCCUCAUCUUGUUUGAAAUUUCCAGAGGAACACCAGCGUCGAUACUACUGUUUCUGGCCUUGGGGAUCUCAUAGCUGAUCCGCUGGAUUACAUCCUUGGGUACCCUGAGGACGAGGCUCUCCAGUCAAAUGCCCCUGUCAUCAGCAGAAGACAAACCCAGGCCCAGAAGAGGCGGCAGCGGCGACACCCCAUCCGGCACGAUCGUAAUUCCCCUUUCAUGGCGAGCCCUAAGACAAAGACUCUCUCUCUGUGA
Molecule: messenger RNA, 4324 nt
Organism: Spirodela intermedia
Lineage: Eukaryota; Viridiplantae; Streptophyta; Magnoliopsida; Alismatales; Araceae
Source: the annotation of a GenBank genome assembly